This is a messenger RNA of Saccharomyces eubayanus, 1155 nucleotides long. It is a transcript of the gene ABZ2, whose product is annotated as aminodeoxychorismate lyase ABZ2. The transcript has a single exon. Lineage: Eukaryota; Fungi; Ascomycota; Saccharomycetes; Saccharomycetales; Saccharomycetaceae. Bases 1 to 1155 code for a protein of 384 amino acids. Gene Ontology annotation, molecular function: catalytic activity. The record is from RefSeq and is a predicted model, not a curated record. Gene Ontology annotation, biological process: carboxylic acid metabolic process.
AUGGGUAAGGAAAAAACUGUCUCAGAAUCAGUUUUAUCAAUGAUUGAUCCAGAGUAUUAUCUAAAAAAUAAGAAUGUAGAAGACAUAACUGUUGUUUCUGAUUUUGAAGUUUUGGCUACUUUUAGAUACGAUCCUGGUUUUACACGCUGUUUAUCUUCAAAAAACAAUAUAUUUGAGUGCCCUGCUGUUGAAUUGGGUUUAAGAGACGAUGAAAUCAAGCAACAGAUUAUCAAGGAGGACUAUUCGUGUUAUUUGCGAGUAAACGAGGCUAGUUCCGGUGCAGACCUUCUCAAAGAUAUUCAAUCUCCUAAUGUCUGGAAGCAGUGCUGCAAAGUUAUUGAGUGCUAUCGGAAACCAGAAAUUUUACAGGUUAUUUAUGAGAGAUUUUUCUUGUUAGAAGAACAGUACCAAAGACUAAGGCUAGCUUUAUCUUUCUUUAGAAUUGAUUUGAAUAUAUCUCUACAUGACUUUUUCAAGCUACUAAUUGAAACUCUGGUUGAUUGUAAAGAAGGUACCGUAGAAUACUUCGAAAAAGUGCAAAGUAUGAUCAGUGAAAAACAAUGCUACAAAAUGCGGGUUCUUGUUUCUAAGGUAGGGAGUAUUCGAAUGGAGGCAGUGCCAUUACCUAUGACGCCUAUAUUUGAACUGACCAAAAGCUGUGACAACGCUUCCAACUAUUUUAUUGAAGCAAUGCUAAACGGAUUUUUGGAUCGUGGCUCAAUAAAUUGGGACGUCGUUAUUGCAUCUGAACCAAUAGAUAAGUCCGUUUUCACCAGUUUUAAAACAACAUCAAGGGGUCAUUACACUAGUGCAAGAACUCACAUGCAAACCGCCAUUAAUAAGGUGAAAGGGACGGAACCAUCUUCCCCUGUCUCUCAAUGUGAGAUUUUACUUUCUAACAAAUCUGGACAAUUGAUGGAAGGUUCGAUAACGAACGUGGCAAUAAUUCGUAGAGACUUUAACGGUAACAAGAAAUAUGUGACACCAAAAUUGACAAGUGGGUGUCUAUGUGGUACAAUGCGUCAUUAUUUAUUAAGGCUCGGUCUUAUCGAAGAAGACGAUAUAGAGAUAGAAAAGUUGGCUGUUGGUGACGAGGUGCUACUCUUCAACGGUGUUAUGGGAUGUAUAAGGGGAACAAUUAGAAUAAAAACUUAA